GCUCGCACUGCAUCUUCUGCACAUGUCAGAGAUCUCUCAGCGUCGGUUCUCCUCCGUCGCCGUCGACCGAGAUGCCCGUCACCGUGGUGGACAGGGGCGGCGCCGCCACGCUGAUGCUCGCGUCCCUCUUCCUCCUGGGCACCUGGCCGGCUCUCCUGACGCUGCUGGAGCGCAGAGGCCGGCUGCCCCAGCACACCUACCUUGACUACUCCGUCACCAACCUCCUCGCCGCCGUCCUGAUCGCCGUCGCGUUUGGGCAGCCUGGGGAGAACAGGCCUGGCAUGCCAAGCUUCUUCACUCAGCUCAGCCAGAUGCAGGAUAAUUGGCCUUCAGUCCUAAUGGCAAUGGCCGGCGGCAUUGCCCUCAGUCUCGGAAAUCUUGUCUCGCAGUAUGCGUGGGCGUUUGCCGGUCUGUCAGUGACAAACAUCAUCUGCUCAAGCAUGACGGUAGUCAUAGACUUUAGAGUUCAUUCAUGUGCAGGGACAACAAUCAACUACUUCCUUGAUGGACGCAUAAAUCGAGCCGAGGUACUCUUCCCCGGUGUCGCGUGCUUCCUCAUCGCGGUGUUCCUUGGCGCCGCCGUCCAUUCUUCCAACGCCAAGGAUGAUGAACAGAAGCUAAGCAUGAAGAAUGCAGACAUCGAGCUUAGCAGUGAGGUUUCUGACGAAGCAAAGUUGCUGCCUGAUCCUCGAGAACCGACGGACGGCGAUGAAGAAGAUUACAGCGCUUCCAAUGAGCCGAAACCUGGCUCUGCAGAGUUCAUCAUCCAGGUCGAGGGGAGACGAUCGAUCAAGGUAUUUGGUUCCCACAGGCUGCUAGGCCUCAACCUGGUUUUCCUCGCCGGGGCCUGCUUCUCCCUCUUCUCGCCGGCGAUCAACCUGGCCACCAACGACCAGUGGCACACCCUGAGGAAGGGCGUCCCGCACCUGGUGGUCUACACUGCCUUCUUCUACUUCUCGGUGUCGUGCUUCGCGCUCGGGGCGUGCCUCAAUGUCUGGUUCUUGUAUCACCCAAUGGCCGGUGUGCCGGCAUCAAGUGUCGGAGCAUAUGCCAGGGACUGGAACGGCAGGCAUUGGGCCUUGCUGGCAGGGCUCCUGUGUGGGUUUGGGAACGGGUUUCAGUUCAUGGGCGGCCAAGCUGCUGGGUAUGCAGCUGCUGAUGCGGUCCAGGCGAUGCCCCUUGUAAGCACAUUCUGGGGCGUCAUCCUCUUCGGGGAAUACCGAAGAUCGUCAAGGAAGACAUACUUGUUGCUUUCAGCCAUGCUGUUGAUGUUUGUCAUGGCGGCCGCUGUUCUCGUUGCUUCAGCAGGGCAUAGGAAGGCAUUUGAUACCAAUGCUAAAUUCAUUGUAACGAGUUUGCACAGCAGAUACCUUUAUUUCAGAAAUUUCAACAUACCCAGCAUCUAUUAUUGAUUUUAACAUAUCCAGAAUGUAACAUAAAGGUUUGAAUAACACAAGUAUAACUCGGUUCAAGUGUCUACUCCAUGAACAAACCAAAAACAUAAGAAUAUUCCAGU
This is a messenger RNA of Panicum hallii, 1516 nucleotides long. RefSeq names its product ureide permease 2-like. Gene Ontology annotation, molecular function: uracil:monoatomic cation symporter activity; allantoin:proton symporter activity. The transcript has 7 exons. Gene Ontology annotation, cellular component: membrane. Bases 72 to 1412 code for a protein of 446 amino acids. NCBI's taxonomy places the organism in Eukaryota, Viridiplantae, Streptophyta, Magnoliopsida, Poales, Poaceae. The record is from RefSeq and is a predicted model, not a curated record. Gene Ontology annotation, biological process: nitrogen compound transport.